AUGUUAAUUAAAUAUAAUCUAUUAAGUUGUUUAUCAAUUAUAACUAUUAUUAAUGCUGCAAAUUUAGGUGGAUUAGAUGGAAGUGCAAAUAAUAAUAUUGGUGGUGGUAAUAAUAAUGAAGCUUCAACUACAAAUUCUAAUCAAGAUACAACAAUUGUAAAUACUUCAAAUAAUGUUAAUAGUGCUUCAAAUACUCAAAGUCUAGUAAAUACUCAAACUACUCAACAACAACAAUCAGAACAAGUACAAAGUCAAAUUUCUAAUACUAUACAAGGUUCAACUACAAUUUGGUGGACUCCAUCAAGUCAAAAUAUAGGAACUACUACAUCAUCUACUGAUUCAACAAUAAUUAACUCACAAAAUUCACAACAAUCUACAUUAACACAAUCAACACAAUCAAAUACAGUUUCUCAAACUUCACAAACAAACUCAGUCAUAAAUUCAAAUUCAAAUACAAAUUCAGCAACAUUUAAUCAAUGGGGGUUUACAGGUAGUCAAUCAAUUUGGUCAGCACCUACAUUAACAUCAACCAAUUCUCAAUCAAAUUCAAAUUCAAAUUCAAAUUCACAAUCAUCUAGUACUAAUUCAAAUUCAAUAACUCGUUCAAUAAAUAGUACAUCAAAUGGUAUUAAAAUUGAAAUAUUAGGAAAUAUAAAUGAAAAAUCAUUAACUGUUAAAAAAUUAUUAUUAAUUAGUAGUUUAUUAAUUGUUAGCUUAUUAUUUAAUAUUUUAUAG
Molecule: messenger RNA, 735 nt
Organism: Lodderomyces jiufengensis
Lineage: Eukaryota; Fungi; Ascomycota; Pichiomycetes; Serinales; Debaryomycetaceae
Exons: 1
Coding region: 1-735 (244 amino acids)
Source: RefSeq, a predicted model, not a curated record